Messenger RNA from Penicillium daleae, 1245 nucleotides. Its product is annotated as ankyrin repeat domain-containing protein. The record is from RefSeq and is a predicted model, not a curated record. The transcript has a single exon. Gene Ontology annotation, cellular component: nucleus; cytoplasm. Bases 1 to 1245 code for a protein of 414 amino acids. Gene Ontology annotation, molecular function: protein binding. Lineage: Eukaryota; Fungi; Ascomycota; Eurotiomycetes; Eurotiales; Aspergillaceae.
AUGUCCCUCCUUUCCCUCCCCAAUGAGGUGCUCCUGAUGAUCGCCAAUCAGAUGGAGUCUCAGGGAACCCUCAACGCCCUGGCUCAGACGAGCCGAUUCUUUUACGCCCUCCUCAACAAAUCCCUUUACGCCAACAACGUCCGAAAGGGAGGCGGUUGGGCCUUGAGCUGGGCUGCAAAGCUCGGCCAGCUCGGAACCGCCAAAAAGCUCAUCGCUGCUGGCGCGGAGAUUGAGGUCUGUCCAAUCCUCUUCCCGCUCACCCCCUUCCUCAUCGCAGCGCAGUCCGGGAGUCUGAACGUCGCCCAGCUUUUGCUGGAGCGUGGCGCCAAUCUCCACCACCUCGACGCGCUCAACAAGUCUGCGGUACACCUUGCCGCCGAACAGGGACACGUGGCCAUGGUCAAGAUGCUCCUGAAACGGGGAGCCAAACUGGUCGACCAGACCAGUUCUCGUUUCAGUCACAACCCUCUCCACGCCGCCGCCACAAACGGCCAUCCCGAGAUGGUCCGUUUCCUGCUUGAUAUUGGGUACAAGGUCGAUGGCACCACCUUCGGAACCCGACAGACCGCGCUGCAACUGGCGCUCGAGCCCAUUCCACUUGCAACACCCAAGUCACGCAAGUACCGACGCUCGCAAAAGGGAGAAGCGGCCCUGGUCCUCAUCGAGCAUGGAGCGAACGUCAACGUCUCCUAUGGCUCGGACCGACUCCCCUUGCAUCUGGCCAUUCGCUGGCGACACGUGAAAGUUGUUGAGCGCCUGCUCGAAAAACGAGCACACCUCUACACGCCCAUGGGUGAUCUUGACUCGCCCAUCGUCCGUGACUUUUACUCUGGGCGUCGUCCGGAGCCAGCAAGCGCCAAGGCCAAGGUUCUCACGGAGAUGGCAAACAACUGCGGCAACAAGGAAAUCAUUCAGCUGAUACAGGAUGCCUUUUCUCCAUUGCAGAAAGCCCAAGAGCACAUCCAGUGUGGGCCAGAGGAGCCGGUCCCAUACGAGAAGUUAUUUGAUGCAGUGGAUGCGCCCGGGAAUUUCGACGAACACCCCUGGAGCGAACUCAAAGAGAACCCUCUAUUCGACAUGGUGGGUGUGGCGGUUACAUGGAGAACAGCCGGAGGGCAUAACGGUCACAACAUCCCCGCGAACAAUCAACUCGGGUCCCUUCGCGGUGCAAUGAACCCAUUGGGAACGACCAUGACGCUCACCUGGGACGGUACCGGGGAUGUCGAAUCACUUGCUCUUCUCUAG